This is a messenger RNA of Guillardia theta CCMP2712, 216 nucleotides long. RefSeq lists its product as hypothetical. Gene Ontology annotation, cellular component: proteasome complex; proteasome regulatory particle, lid subcomplex. The transcript has a single exon. Gene Ontology annotation, biological process: mRNA export from nucleus; double-strand break repair via homologous recombination; proteasome assembly. The coding region runs from base 1 to 216 and encodes 71 amino acids. The record is from RefSeq and is a predicted model, not a curated record. Lineage: Eukaryota; Cryptophyceae; Pyrenomonadales; Geminigeraceae.
AUGUCCAAGAACGCCAAGGAGGAAACAAAGCAGCAGGUGAACGAGAUUGUGGAGGAGGACGACGAGUUUGAGGAGUUUGAGGACGAGGGAUGGAUGGAAAGGAAAGAGGAGCCUGAGGACAAACAGUACUGGGCGGACGACUGGGACAACGAUGAUAUCAACGAGGAAUUCGCUGCACAGCUUAGGACUGAGCUUAUGGCGAACUCCUCCAAGUAA